Gastrolobium bilobum is the source of this 2599-nucleotide messenger RNA. Its product is annotated as chromatin assembly factor 1 subunit FAS1. Lineage: Eukaryota; Viridiplantae; Streptophyta; Magnoliopsida; Fabales; Fabaceae. Gene Ontology annotation, biological process: nucleosome assembly. Gene Ontology annotation, cellular component: nucleus; CAF-1 complex. Bases 1 to 2451 code for a protein of 816 amino acids. The record is from RefSeq and is a predicted model, not a curated record. The transcript is spliced from 12 exons.
AUGGCAGAUACCACAAUAAUCGACGUUGAUGUUCCUCCUGAAGAUCCAAAAAAUAAUCGUGCCAAAAACCGAAAGCAGAAGAAGGUUUCGCCGUUGCUUCAAAAUCUGAAGAGCGCGGAAGAGAAACAAGCGCACAUCGAAGGCCUCGAGAAGGAGCUAGUGGAAUUGUUCGGAUACUACAAGGAAAUGAUGGAUCAGAAAGUGAGCAUUGAGCUUAGCCAGUGCGGUGGCUCGAGGAACGCGGUGGUUGCGGCGCUGAUGGAGGAAAGCGACCUUCCGUUGUCGAGGCUCGUCGACGAGAUUCACGAUGAUUUGAACAAAGAGGUAGCGAAUGGGACGGUCGUGUUGGCGGAGCCUGUGACGCAUGCGUUGGUGAAGAGUAGCGUGCUGAUUGUAGGGCAGAGGAUGAUGUACGGCGUGCCCAAUGCUGAUGCUGAUAUGUUGGAGGACCAUUCUGAAUCCUGUCUUUGGUGUUGGGAGACAAGGGAUGUGAAAUUGAUCCCGAAAUCUGUUCGAGGACUGUUGGUUGUUCGACGCACUUGCCGGAGAAGGAUCAAUGAGAGGAUUAUGGCUGUCUCUGAAAUGAUAGAAUCACUGAAGAAGCUAGAGAGUGAACUGAACUACGAUCGUAGCUUAAUAAAGGCAUCAGCAAAGCUCAGUAAAGCUUUUACCGAGGCAGAUAUCCGCUUGUUAGUGGAUGGCUUGUUACAGAAAAACAGUGAAAACAUGGAUAAGAAAAAAUCGAACCACGAAGAAAGAUUGCUAAUUAAACAAUUGGAGAAAAAUAGAAGAGAAGCCGAGAAAGAGAAAGAAGGCAAGCACAAUGAAUUGCGAGAAGAAACACUGCUCAAUGAAUCAGAUUUGAAAUUGUUGCAAGGUGAGGCAAGAAAUGAUGAGAAAUAUUGUGAAAAGAGAAAACAACAAAAGAAGCAGGUAGAGGAAGUAGAAAAGAAUCAGCGGCGCCGCGAGAAAGAAGAAGCUGAAUUAAAAAAGAAACGUGGUUUACAAAAGCAAGCCUCGAUCAUGGAGCGUUUUCUUAAAAGAAGUAAAAUCAAUCCCUCGUGUCAGAAUGACAACAUUUCAACUAAAUCAACUGCAUCUGAUUCAUCAAGCUGCAAGAGUGAAGUUGUGUCUGAGUCAGUUACUCAUUCAAUGGAUUAUACUCUUGCAUCAAGUAGUGAUGUUACACUUGAGGAUAUUCGCAAGUUACACUUUUCUUCGUGGCGCUAUUUAGGACAAUCUAUUCGCUCAAACAAAAACCAGAGAUGGGGCUUACGUCAGAAUCCUAGGACCCAGCUUGUUAAGGAACUUAAGCUGACAGCUACUAAAGCAGCAGUUCAUGAUGAUGAGCCGAGCAUGGAGAAGCUUGUACACAGAUUCGGAGAAUGUAGUUCUGAUAUUGGUUCAUGCCCACUGAAUGCUGAUAGUUCUCUUGAUGCCAAGAAGUACACCCGGGGCAGACAAUUAUUGCAAUUUGAUAAAUCUCAUAGACCUGCCUUUUAUGGCGUCUGGUCCACAAAAAGUCAUGUUGUUGGACCACGCCAUCCUUUAAGGAGGGACCCAAGCCUGGAUUAUGAUGUUAGCAGUGAUGACGAAUGGGAAGAGGAGGAACCUGGUGAAAGUCUUUCAGAUUGUGAUAAAGAUGAAGAGGAAUGUCAAGAGGAAUGUUCAAAAUCUGACGGAGAAAGUGAAGAUGGGUUUUUUGUACCUGAUGGAUAUCUCUCAGAAGAUGAGGGUGCUCAAGUGGACAGAAUGGAUACAGAUAUUGACAUUGAGGGGGCUGAUAGAUCACCUAGCUGUAAGGAUGACAUAGAGAGUGAGGAGUUUUGUGCUUUACUUAGACAGCAGAAGUAUGUAAACAAUUUGACAGAGCAUGCUCUUCGAAAAAGUCAACCCUUGAUUAUACCAAAUUUCAUUCAUAACAAGGAAUUCUUGUUAUUGGAUCACAAUAUUAGUGGUACUCUUAAGCUGGAGCAUAUGUGCUUGCAAGCCUUGUGUAUGUAUGCAAUUCCUGGUAGCUCAUAUAUAGAAAUAUCUAUGGAUAAAACGCAAAAUGAGAACAAAGAAGCCUGCCUCUCUAAUGGUAAAGGCGGUGCUACUCCAGUAUCUGAUGUGGCUACCAUACCAGACUCAGAUCUUCCUAUAAUUGUGACUACUAUUCAGAAUUGUUCUCAGGGCAUGAAUAAAGUGUUAGGGUCUUUGCAACAGAAAUUCCCUUCUGCAUCGAAGUCUUUACUGAGAAAUAAAGUGCGUGAAGUAUCAGACUAUGUUGAUAACCGUUUGCAGGUGAAGAAAGAAGUUUUGGUCAGGUUUGGCUUAGCAGUUAAGCCUGAAAAGAGCAGUGGGAGACCUAGGAGUAUCGCUGCAUUUUUUUCAAAAAGGUGCUUGCCGCCCGCUGAUGAAAGCGUGAAACCUGGUGAAACUUCACCACUGCCAUCCUUGAAAUCAUAAUCUGUCAUUCAUGAACGAUGUCAGAGUUCAUAGAAAAUUUAAUGUCUGAUAUCCUGUAUAAUGGAAUUUUUGCAACUUUCAGAUUUCUUUAUUUAGACUUUGUAAUAGUUGGGGAUGGUGGGUUGCACUUGAUACUGGUCUACCAACA